UCGCUCCGCCAUCUUUGUCGGCUGCCCAUUGUUCACUCUGGAGCUAACAGCGGUGGCAAAUCACUUCAUACUGCGCAAUAAAAUAACUUGACAGUGUCACCGGCAGCUGCCCGCGACAGUCGUGGAUUUGCUCUCAGGGUUGCGACUUGUUCUCGGCCAGCAAGUUAAGCAGAAUGGACGAUGACCAGCCCAAAACCCUGUAUGUGGGGAAUCUGUCUCGGGACGUGACAGAAGCCCUCAUCUUGGAGUUGUUUGGCCAGAUUGGACCCUGCAAGAGCUGUAAAAUGAUAGUAGAUACAGCAGGUCAUGACCCGUACUGCUUUGUGGAGUUCUAUGAGCAUAGACAUGCCACUGCCACAAUUGCAGCCAUGAAUGGUCGGAAAAUACUGGGUAAGGAGGUCAAGGUCAACUGGGCCACGACGCCAACCAGCCAAAAGAAAGACACAAGCAGUCACUUCCAUGUCUUUGUUGGGGAUCUAAGUCCUGAAAUUACCACAGAUGACAUAAAAGCAGCUUUUGCUCCAUUUGGGAAAAUAUCUGAUUGUCGAGUGGUGAAAGACAUGGCCACAGGUAAAUCUAAAGGCUAUGGCUUUGUCUCCUUCUUCAACAAAUGGGAUGCAGAGAACGCCAUACAGCAGAUGGGAGGACAGUGGUUGGGGGGGAGGCAGAUCAGGACCAACUGGGCCACAAGGAAGCCUGCUCCUAAAACUACAAAUGAAACAACCAAUACCAAGCAGCUAUCUUUCGACGAGGUGGUGAACCAGUCCAGCCCCAGCAACUGCACCGUCUACUGCGGAGGCGUCACAGCAGGUCUCACAGAGCAAAUUAUGAGACAGACCUUCUCACCUUUUGGCCAAAUAAUGGAAAUCCGUGUUUUCCCAGACAAAGGCUACUCGUUUGUGAGGUUCAACUCCCAUGAGGCAGCAGCUCAUGCCAUCGUUUCUGUCAAUGGCACAUCCAUAGAGGGCUAUGUCGUUAAGUGUUACUGGGGCAAAGAAACAACAGACAUGGUCAGCCCCAUACAGCAGGUACAGAUGCCACAGCAGAACACGGUGAGCUUCGCAGCGCAGCCCUACAGCCAGUGGGGUCAGUGGUACAGCAACACGCAGCAGAUUGGUCAGUACGUGCCCAAUGGAUGGCAGAUGCCGAGCUAUGGAGUCUAUGGACAGACCUGGGAUCAGCAGGGCUACAAUCAUCUACAUGCUGGAGCCGGAUGGACAGGCGUGGGCGCCGUGAGCAACGGAGGCAUGGUGGAGCCCGGACAGGGCGUCAACGGGACGGUGCUAACCAACCAGGCUGGCAUGGGCACCGCCGGCUACCACACCCACUGAUCACUGGCCGCACUGUAGCCCUCUCUAAGCCUCUGAGGCCACAAGGAUGACACUGCUGGAGAAAGGAGUGCAUCAUAUGCGCUCUCUCUGUCAACACACAAAAAUUAUACUCUUGUUAGGGAGGCUGGUUUGCCAUUUGAUCAAUCAUACCAGCCCAUAACCUCACCCACUGCCCAAAUCUGCAAGUGUAAAGAAAACAGUCCACUCCAGAACACUUAAACACUGUUAGAACAGCUACUGCUAAUGCACCUUUCAUUCCUGGGCCCAUUUUUAUUAUUUGGUGUAUUUUUCUAAAGCCUGCAGAUAACUGGCCAAAUGUAAAUUAUAUGACGUGUCAAGAUAUUUCUAGCACAGCUACAGUUUAGUUUAAAAGGAAGAAACGGUCGACUAAUUAAAUAUAUAUAAUAAAAACACCGGGUUUUGUUUUUCAGCCCCUCAGAGCCAAAGAGGAAGGGCAGACUUUUAUACCAAUAAUCAACAAGUCACACAGGAAGAAGAGGCUUCCAACUCUGCCUCUGAAAGUACUCAAUAGUCCAUAGUCAUGCAUUGCGUGUAUUGAGUAAGGGGCGCGCAAAUUUUUUUUUAUUUUUUUUUUUUAUAUUUUCCUCCCAUUAUUCUGUCCACCUAUUACUUAAAGUGAAAUAUGAGUCCAAGAAAGUUCUCAGGGUGUUGUCAAAGUCAUUCUGUGAAAUGUAGGAAAACACUGAGUACAAGUAGGCAGGUUGAGGGAAAGCGGGAAACCCACAAAACAACAACAACAACAACAACAAGUACAUUUUUGAGCGCUCCUUCACUAAUCUCACAGAACGGACUGAACAGACGGAGAACUCCAGUCUGUUGGAUCAGAAAUGUGUGUGCUUAACGUGUGUGCAUGAACUGAUGCUUUUACACACAAGACUGUCCAGAUCAUCUUCCCCUUAAACAGAAAGGACUACGCCAAUAUUUCUUUUUUUUCUUUCUUUUUUUUUUGCUACAGAUAAAAUAGACAAAGUGUCAUUUUCUUUUUUCUUUUUUUGUUUUGAGCAACUUUAAAAAUGCUGACAUUGUAUAAAGAGCUUUUUUGCCUUUUUUUUUUUUUUUUUUUGUGUUUCAUUUCGGGACUGUCUUAUAAAGAAAUGUUGCAGUGACACCAUAGAAUCAUGUGACAUGUGAGAUCUUUUAUGUUUGUUUAUAAAAACAUUAAGUGGCUGUCAACUGUCAACUUUAUUUUUUAAAUUAGAUUUUCAAUAUCUCAAAUAAAAACCAAUUGCAGGGAUUACUGCCACUCUUAUCUUACUUACAGGCAGACAAAUAUUGCACAAUUACUUAAAGUUAUCUUUUCACAAAAAAAUUGAAAUACUAGGUUUUUUUUUUUUUUUAUGUUUUUUGCAUUCCACUUUCUUUUGUAAUUUCAUUUGGAAGUCUGUUUUAUGUAAAUAACCAAACAGUCUGUUCACUUGUUCUGAAUCUGUAUAAAGACGACAUGUUAAUUAAGGAAGCGUGUUCGCCUCUGGUUGGUGGAAAUGGAUUCAAGAAAAGAAAAAAAACAGCUGUUUGACGGUAGCAUCCCUGUCCAGUGCUGGUCCAUGUACAGUAGAGACAGUGCAUCAUUUUAUUCUUCCAGAAGCAGCGUUGCUAUGCAAUGCAAAAUUAUUUAGAUCUACAAGUAAUUCAUGAUUUAAGUUAUUCUGUUUUAAACCUAAAUAAUUGUUUUUACUGAUAAAGGAAAAACAACCUCAUAAGGAUAAAAUUUUUGCACUGUGGCCACCAUCAUUUUAAUAUAGCUGAAAAAUCCAUUGUGUUGCCUUAUUAUCAGCGAGUUACUUUUUUUUUUUUUUUUUUUUAAUUUAACCAAAAAUCAUCAAAGAGUAGGCGGUGCCUAAGAAUGUUUUCAACCUAUGUUUUGGCAAGGGAAGUUCUGUUGAUGCUUCAGUAACAUGGUUUGUGUUUUUGCUUUGUCCCAUUAAAAUGCUGAUGCUUAAAACGGCUCACAUUUA
Messenger RNA from Thunnus maccoyii (southern bluefin tuna), 3307 nucleotides. RefSeq names its product nucleolysin TIA-1-like. The coding region runs from base 174 to 1331 and encodes 385 amino acids. The transcript is spliced from 12 exons. Lineage: Eukaryota; Metazoa; Chordata; Actinopteri; Scombriformes; Scombridae. The record is from RefSeq and is a predicted model, not a curated record. Gene Ontology annotation, molecular function: poly(A) binding; poly(U) RNA binding; mRNA 3'-UTR binding. Gene Ontology annotation, cellular component: cytosol; nucleus; ribonucleoprotein complex.